Messenger RNA from Aethina tumida (small hive beetle), 3495 nucleotides. RefSeq names its product soluble guanylate cyclase 88E (gene Gyc88E). The transcript has 13 exons. Gene Ontology annotation, cellular component: guanylate cyclase complex, soluble. Gene Ontology annotation, biological process: nitric oxide-cGMP-mediated signaling; cGMP biosynthetic process; response to oxygen levels. The record is from RefSeq and is a predicted model, not a curated record. Bases 237 to 2819 code for a protein of 860 amino acids. Lineage: Eukaryota; Metazoa; Arthropoda; Insecta; Coleoptera; Nitidulidae. Gene Ontology annotation, molecular function: guanylate cyclase activity; heme binding; oxygen sensor activity.
GACGUUUGGUCCUGCGAAAAUGUCCACAGCAAACAUCGCGAUCGCAAUCAUACAUUGCUCGUACGUUUGUACGACGAUGGUUUGAUCAUAUAGAUCGGUGUCCAUUCGAUCAUUACACUCAAACAUUGGAAGCUUGUGUUUGUUGGGCUAAUUUUUUUUAUUGGUUAGGUGACUUGUGCUUUUUUCCUGAUUGGUGGAGUGGCUUUAUUUCAGAAAGUUUUAAAAACAAAUGCAACAUGUACGGGUUAAUAAUAGAAAAUAUGGCGGAGUACAUAAAACAAACGUAUGGAGAAGAAAAGUGGGAGGAAAUCAGAAGAGCCGCAGGAGUAGAUCAACCCAGUUUCAGUACACACCAGGUGUAUCCUGAAAAUUUGAUUCCCAGAUUAUCGAAAAAAGCUGUACAGAUUCUAAAUGUUAGUGAGAAAGACUUCUUCGACCAAAUGGGGGUGUUCUUUAUAGGCUUCGUGAGUCAAUACGGCUACGACCGGGUAUUAUCAGUUCUGGGUAGACACAUGAGGGACUUUUUAAACGGCCUAGAUAACCUCCACGAGUAUCUGAAGUUUUCCUAUCCGAGGAUGCGAGCGCCUAGUUUCAUUUGCGAAAACGAAACCAGACAAGGAUUAACCCUUCAUUAUCGCAGUAAACGGCGGGGUUUUGUUUAUUAUACAAUGGGACAAAUAAGGGAGGUGGCUAAGCAUUUCUAUCACAAGGAAAUGAAAAUCGAACUGGUUAGAGAGGAGUUGCUAUUUGACAUGGUGCACGUUACUUUCCAAUUAACCUUCGACAAUAGGGCGUUUACGCUCGCCUCCUUGGCGAUGACUAGGGAGGAAAAACAUUUACCAAUUAGUGCGUCUGUAUUAUUUGAAAUAUUUCCAUUUUGUAUAGUUUUUGGAUCCGAUAUGGUAGUACGUAGCAUAGGAAAUUCUUUGAUGGUUAUUCUACCAGAUUUAGUAGGGAAGAAAAUAACAAAUUGGUUUGAUUUAGUUCGUCCUCUAAUUGCAUUUAAAUUUGGUUCAAUUUUAAAUAGAACAAACAAUAUUUUUGAAUUAGUUACUGUAGAACCAAUUAUCAACGACAAACAUUCCAGUGAUGGUCAACGACAAGUAGCUCUUACUGAAGAACUAGACAAUUUGGAAGACAAAAAUUUGAGAUUAAAAGGUCAGAUGGUUUAUAUGGAUAACUGGAAGAUGAUGAUGUACUUAGGAACUCCAGUAAUGCCAGACCUAAAUUCUCUCAUCACCUCCGGUUUAUACAUUAACGACCUUUCCAUGCAUGACUUCAGCAGAGACCUGAUGUUGGCCGGUACUCAACAAUCAGUGGAACUAAAACUGGCUUUGGAUCAGGAACAGCAGAAGAGCAAAAAGUUGGAGGAGUCCAUGAGGAAGUUGGAUGAAGAAAUGAGACGGACGGACGAGCUGCUUUAUCAGAUGAUACCGAAACAAGUAGCUGACCGACUACGGAAAGGCGAAAAUCCAAUCGACACAUGCGAGAUGUUCGAUAGCGUAUCAAUCUUGUUUUCCGACGUUGUUACCUUCACUGAAAUAUGCAGCAGAAUAACUCCUAUGGAAGUGGUAUCAAUGCUGAAUGCAAUGUACUCAAUAUUCGAUAAAUUGACUGAAAGAAACAGAGUGUACAAAGUGGAGACAAUCGGGGAUGCAUAUAUGGUUGUCAGUGGGGCGCCCGAGAAGGAGGGCAAUCACGCGGCACGGGUCUGUGAUAUGGCACUGGACAUGGUGGACGCCAUUACCGAUCUCAAAGAUCCAUCAACCGGUCAGCACCUCCGAAUCCGGGUCGGCGUGCACUCGGGCGCCGUAGUUGCAGGAAUUGUCGGUCUGAAAAUGCCCCGAUAUUGUCUUUUCGGCGACAGCGUAAACACGGCGUCUCGCAUGGAAUCGAGCAGCGAGGCAAUGAAAAUUCACAUCUCUCAAUACACACGGGAGUGUUUGCCUUCUUCUUACAAAAUCGCAGACCGAGGAGAGAUUCAGAUCAAAGGAAAGGGAAACAUGAAGACUUACUGGCUGUUGGGUAAAGAAGCUAGAAAACCAAUACCGAGACUGGACGAGUUAGUUUCCAAAGAACCGGUGGACAGUUCACGAACUCCUCAGACUAUCAUGAAGAAAACCGACUCAAGAAGUGGAAUUUACUCACCAAUCACCUUCGAAGAUGUAGCAGCACGUAGCAUUGCAAGUUCUCCAAUCAAACAAAAGUCUAGUGGUAGAGAAUGUCGGUCAAAUUCAGCCGGUGCAGUUUACUCGUUCACCGAUCCGGCUGAUCUCUUCGGCUCUGUGGUUCUCACUCAACAUGACUACGAUCGAAUGUCCCCUCAGUCCUCAGUUAGUCAAGAACCAUUUAGAACCAGAUGCACGACUGCACCGCCCCGAUCACUGCACAGCUCCAUAAGCAGCCAAGAGAUCAGUCUCACAUCACAAGGAUCACCUUUGUCCGCCGCACCAGGUAUCGUCGGUUGUAAGGCAAUAACCGACGUGGACACAUCGCCGGUGUCGUCAGCGAGAAUCCUUUGCAUGAUGGCAUCGCCGCAAAAGGUAACGCUGAUGGCUGAACCGGAGCUACAAUCGUACGAAUUCGGCAAAUGUAUGCACAUUUACGCUAAGAAGAAGUAUAACAGUAAAACAACCCCACCGAGAACGUCAAUUAGUGAUGGCAACAUAUGCGAGAAAACUAACAAUGUUAAAAUGAACAACUCAUACAGUCAACCGUUCAACAAACCGAACCUUCAUCACAGUCAUCAGCAAUGUUGUUCCGGUUUUGGAUCCGCGGGCAGACAUCGGUUUCAAAGCAAUGCUUGUAAUAUAGUUUAAAUUAGUCAAAUUAGUUCGAAAUAAUCAAAAUCUUAAUUGAUCUUCUAAAUAUGUUAUUUAUUGUAUAUUUAAAUCAAAACCCAUCAAAACUAAAUGGCAAUGGAUGUGGAUUAAUUUGACACAAUUGUUCUAAAAAUGGGUGAAGAUCUCAAAAAAAUAAGUAACAUAUUUGCACAACUUAACAACAUGACAAAUCUCAUUAUUAACUAAAUGACAAUACCUCAAACUUUAAAUGUUCAUAAGAUAUUUUAUGUAAAUAGAUUUAAAACUGUUCUAUCGAGCUUAUCUCAUGUUUUGAAUAGUGUAUAGUUUGACCAAUUUGUCUCAAAUUUAAAAAUAUUGAUGUUUAUUAAAUAAAUGUGUAAAGUUGUUUAAUUAAAUGAAUCCCCUUAACUCAAUAUAUUUAUUGAAAUAAAUUUUGUGCAAUAAAGAUUGGGCAUGUUUGAGCAAGGCAAUUACAAGGAUGAUAGUAAAUUAUUAUUUUAAAUUUAUACUGUUGUAAUCUAUUAUUGUUGGUUAAAUUCAGUAAUCGUGUUCUCUUUAUCUUUACAAUAAAUGAUAUGAAGUGUGAUAAAGAUUUCUAGAAAUACUCGAUGUCUUAAGUUUAUUUUUUACUUGAAGGGUCAUUAUAGCUAAUAAGCAAGAGUGUUAUUUUUAUGUUGUACAUAUCAUUAUA